Messenger RNA from Helianthus annuus (common sunflower), 393 nucleotides. RefSeq lists its product as uncharacterized. The record is from RefSeq and is a predicted model, not a curated record. Bases 1 to 393 code for a protein of 130 amino acids. The transcript has a single exon. Lineage: Eukaryota; Viridiplantae; Streptophyta; Magnoliopsida; Asterales; Asteraceae.
AUGUCAUCCGAUUCUUCGAGCUCUUCAUCCGACGGUGUUCUUGACAAUAUGGUUAUCGCAAUUACACAAGAGGCGAUUAAUUAUUUGCAAGAAGAAGCACAAUCCUCUACAUUGCGUACCAGACAACCGGCUCUUGAACGGAAUCGGUUAGGUGCUCAUGAACGUCUAGUGCAAGAUUAUUUUUGUGAAAAUCCGUUGUACGAUGAUGGUCAGUUUAAGCGUAGGUUUCGUAUGAGCCGUCGUCUUUUCGUUAAAAUUUCUAAUGAUCUUGCGGGCGAAUUCCCUUUUUUCACGCAAAGAGAAAGUGCUAGUCACAAAGUUGGUUUCUCUGGAAUACAAAAGUGUACAGCAACAAUUAGCCAACUAACAUACGGCACAGCGAGUGAUGCGUGA